CCCUUGUUAUGGGCUGUCCCGGUGCAUGCUGGGAAGGUCACAGUGUGGAGGACUCCAUGUGCUGGCGCCGGUGACAGCCUGAGUGUAACGUGCAGCCCGACCCAGCCGCCGCCAUGCUCCCCGCCGCCCGGUGCUGCCUGAGACUGAGGGCCACAGCCGCCUCCAUGGGCAGGUUAGAGAUGUCUGUAGUGCGAUUACUCAGGACCUCCAGCAAUCUGAGGAACGAGGCAAUGGCAGCCCCAUCCCUAGACAAUGGUGCUAAGGAGUACCCUCCAAAAAUAGAGCAACUGGUUGAUCAGAUUGCUGGGCUCACUCUGCUGGAGGUCUCUGACCUCAAUGAGCUGCUCAAGAAAAAGCUGAAGAUUCCGGAUGUUGGGAUGAUGCCAAUGGGAGCUGUGAUGCCAGGAGCUGGUGCAGCACCUGUCCAGGCUGUAGAAGAAGAAGAGGCGCCUGUGAAACAGGAGAAAAGCCAUUUCACAGUAAAACUGACUGAGGUCAACGCUGUGGAAAAAGUAAAACUGAUUAAGGAAGUAAAGAACUGCAUGCAGGGUCUAAACCUGGUGCAGGCCAAGAAAUUGGUGGAGUCGCUACCUCAGGAAAUCAAGGCAAACGUUUCCAAAGAAGAAGCAGAGAAGAUUAAGGCCGCGUUGGAAGCUGCGGGGGGAAAAGUCGUGCUGGAGUAAAGGCCCUGGACUCUUUAUGACUGUUUAUUUGUGCAGGUCUCUAAUUGCAGUCCUACUGCCUUCAAUUUCACGGGAACUUGUCCAAUGCCACCUUUACUAUGGAGUUCCCUUCCUGGCAAACUGCAGGAGCACGCACUCUCUUGGACUGGCCUCAGCUGAGGUCCUGAGAGAGAUGCAAACUGUAUUGUCUGUCUCAUUGGCUCCACCUCCUGGGAAGGGUGUGGUAUGGGUACCACAGGUCAUUCUCUCACUGGACCUUGGCCUUUGGCGCACUUCACCUUGUUAUUUUUGUUUAAUGUCUCAUUAUCUAAUCUUGUUUUAUACAUUAAACUCUUACCAGAGGCUG
Molecule: messenger RNA, 1029 nt
Organism: Pelobates fuscus (common spadefoot toad)
Lineage: Eukaryota; Metazoa; Chordata; Amphibia; Anura; Pelobatidae
Gene: MRPL12
Product: mitochondrial ribosomal protein L12
Exons: 5
Coding region: 114-683 (189 amino acids)
Biological process (GO): translation
Cellular component (GO): ribosome; mitochondrial large ribosomal subunit
Molecular function (GO): structural constituent of ribosome; mRNA binding
Source: RefSeq, a predicted model, not a curated record